AUGGCGUCCAUAUUCCGAACGCUGACGCUUUCGGCGAGCGCGCUCACUUCGCGCGCACUCUUUGCCGCGCCGUCGUCUUUCCUGGGUGCCGGCGUGCUGUCGCCGUUUUCGCGGCUUCUGCCCACGACGCCGUCGCAGCAGCAGCAGCAGGUUCGCGGCAUGAAGGUGCACAGUUCCGUCAAGAAGAGAUGCGAGCACUGCAAGGUUGUUCGACGCAAGGCGGGCAAGAGACAUAAUGGCUACCUGUACAUUAUCUGCAAAGCGAAUCCUCGACACAAGCAACGACAGGGUUAA
This is a messenger RNA of Beauveria bassiana ARSEF 2860, 294 nucleotides long. Its product is annotated as ribosomal protein L36. Gene Ontology annotation, cellular component: ribosome; mitochondrial large ribosomal subunit. Bases 1 to 294 code for a protein of 97 amino acids. Gene Ontology annotation, biological process: ribosome biogenesis; translation. Gene Ontology annotation, molecular function: structural constituent of ribosome. The record is from RefSeq and is a predicted model, not a curated record. Lineage: Eukaryota; Fungi; Ascomycota; Sordariomycetes; Hypocreales; Cordycipitaceae. The transcript is spliced from 2 exons.